CGUUCCUCCACAACAAUUUUGACUCUGGCAAGUCCAGGCAAAACAACGUAAUGGGAGUCGUAAAUGUUGUUCUAUUUUUGUCCUUUGUGUCGUGUAUAUCGCCUCAAGCAUGGAAUACCUACGAUUAUAUGAAGAGAGAACAUUCUUUGGUCAAACCAUACCAAGGGAUUGGCACAUCGAUACCCUACUGGGAUUUCUUAGGGACUACCAUGGUUACAAGUAAUUAUGUACGACUUACGGGAGACAUUCAAAGCCAACGUGGGGCCAUUUGGAAUAAGGUCCCUCUCUCAGUCCGCAAUUGGGAGAUGCAGAUCCAUUUCAAAGUCCAUGGAAGAGGGAAGGACUUGUUUGGUGAUGGCUUUGCCUUCUGGUAUGUGAAGGAGCCAAUGCAGACUGGUGAUGUAUUUGGGAGCAGAGAUUUCUUCACUGGAUUAGCCAUUAUUGCCGACACUUACAGCAAUCAUAAUGGAGUCCACAAUCACGGUCACCCAUAUAUCUCGGCAAUGGUGAACAAUGGCACCUUGCACUACGACCAUGACCGCGAUGGCACCCACACCCAGCUUUCAGGAUGUGUGGCCAAAUUUAGAAAUUUGGAUCAUGAUACCUUCUUAUCAAUCAAAUAUGUGCAUGAUACUUUAACAGUGUCAGUUGAUAUAGACAACAAGAUGGCAUACAAGGAUUGCUUCACGGUAAAUGGUGUUUUCUUGCCAACUGGAUAUUACUUUGGUGUGUCUGCUGCUACAGGUGACCUAAGUGACGCCCAUGAUAUUGUCUCCCUCAAAUUAUAUGACCUCUCAACCCCAGAUGAUGAUAUUUUAGAAGAUCGAGCCAAUAUCAUGCCUUCCGCCUUAUACAUGGAACCUCCAAGAGAUCAUGUUGAUGACCCCAAGCCAUCUUCGUUGUCUGUUUGGAAGCAGCUAGUGCUCCUUGUGUUUGGUGUCUGUGCCAUAUGUGGUGCGGUCUUUAUAGGGGGUCUCUUUUACGUCAAGCAUAAAGAACAGCAACGGAAGAGGUUCUAUUAAGUUUCCUAGAGGGUGCGUUAAAGAUUAUUGUAGAUUUUGUUUUUUCCACUUGGAAAAAACAUGGUUGGGUUUUAUUUUGUUGUCAUCACUUUAUUUUAUUAGACUAAAUGAAUAAUUAAGCCUAGCCAUUAUAGUCAUUUAUUUGUGGAACAGUUAAAAUUGAAUUUAUCUUGUAUUAUAAGAAAAAAAUCUUAUUUCACAUGGAAAUUGAUAGAACACUGGUAUAGUUGAGACAUCGUCCAUGCCGCAUGAAUGUUAUUUGGUGGUAUUUCUGUCAAAUUCCAUCAGCAGCCAGCAAUUAGGGAUUAAAAUUGACAGUUAUGAGUACGUAUACCAUGUUUUGUAGUCAUUUUAAAUUUUCUUUUGAUAGUUUGCAUAUCAAGAUGGUAAAAUAUUGAAGGAAGAGGUUAUAACACUCAGGUUCUUAGAUCUCUUGAUAUACAAAGAGGCCAUAUUUAUUGAAAUUGAAUUCAUGAAUUUGUGUAUGUUAUUACUUUCACUUAUCAGUGAAGUUCAAGCACAACUACAUAAUACAGUACAUGAUCAUCGCUAUCAAUCUUUUGGAAAUUGACAUAUAUGUACCAGAGAAUAUGUUAUUAAUUUUAUAAUAGACUGUAUCUGACUUCGGUCUUUUACACUGAAAAUUUUUUACCUGAUGCAUACCUGUAUAGUACUGUAGUAGGGAAGAUUUAAAAUAAAAACAGUUUACAUCUUUUUGCAAUUUCAUAAAUGCAUCCAUUUUACUGUACAAAUGGUUCAUGGAAACAUAAUGCAUUCAUAAGUUAUGGGCUGUCAGUUUUUCAUAUUUUCAUUAUCAUCAUCAUCAUCAUCAUUGUCAUUUAGGGGAAAUUUAGUUUACAUGAGCAAAAUAAACAUUGAUUUCAUAUGUAAUGUUAAGAUCACCAAAAUUUGAGAAAUACUCUGCAUAAACCAGAAUGUAAAAAAUUUUACUGUAGUAUUGAAAGUUACUUGAGGGUGGGUAGACGGGUUAGAAAUCUGUAGUUCAUAGAGAAAGCAAUUCAAUUAUUUAAUUUACUAUGAUGUAUAAAUGUGCAGACUGGUUGAAGCUCAACAUUUGUUUGUGUAAAAGCCAGCCCAGAAUCCUGUGAAAAGAGACUUCCGCAUUAAUAUUGUCAUCACCAUGUAGUGACAUUACUCCUUGUUCCUCUGAAGAGAUGUUUUAAAAGUUAAUGCUGGCCUUUGCACUCUGUGGUUUCAGUUAGAAGACCUCUUUAUAAAAUGUGUGAAAUAUCUAGAUAAGUACGUACAUGCUUCUCUAUUAGGAGCUUUGUAAGUGUGAUCAGGUUUGAACACUAUUAUAGAAAGAUGCUAAUUUACACAUGGGAGUUUUGCCUCAUUAAUGUACACUUGUGGAAGUUUUGCUUCUUUAGGAUUUAUGUUGGCUUUUGUGGAAUGUUGUAAUAUGCUUAUGAUCUGAUUAGAAAUUUUAUUGUUUGGUAGUAAAGUGGCAUAAAAAUAUUUGAAUGAAAGGAAUGCACUCAUCUAUCCUUUGUAAUAUUUUUGUUUUCCCCUAUGUUGAAGAGAAGACUUGGCAUUUAUUGCUGCGGAGAUGUUGUGAUUCAAAGGAAAAUGGGUUGAUCAUGUAAUAUACUAUAUGAAACUGUAGGGACCGGCAUUGCAAUAGGAUUUUUUUUAUUUGCCUAAUGAAUAUUGAACCGCUAACUCCAUUUUGUGGAUAUAUGAAUGCACAUAGUGAUAAGUAGUCUCCAGAAUAAGUUUUAUUUUGAUAAUCCACUUCUGGAUUUUUUUCACCAGCUUUACCUUGAGGAAUUACCACUUAGGGGCUAGGUCUUGGGGCUAAGUCUUGAGUCUUUCCUUCAAACAAAUGUGAAAUGUUUUGUAAAUUGAAGGUGGUAUUCACUUGGGGUAACAAAUUCCAGUUUGUUUAUGAUGGAGAUGCAAAUGCUUUUGGGAUAAAAAAGGGAUUUUGACGGAGGAAAAAUCUAUUUCUGGGCAAUGACCCGUCGCCCAGUGAAAAGGGAAAAUGGGUUAAAGUAGUUUUGAGAAACUGUCUGGUAACAAUUAUGUCGUAAUGGCUAGAACCAGUAUUUAAAGUACAUAUGGUUUUGUGGUGCUGGUAUGUUGGUGUUAAUUUUUCCAUUACUUUGUGAUAUUUUAUGUCAAAUUUGUUGUCUGCAUCUAGUCCUGGAGUUUGUUUUGAAGUCCCUUCAGGAAAGAGGGCUUAUAUGAUUCUUCAGCAUUCUUUUUACUGUUAGUAUACUAACCUGUUUUGUCCAUUUAAGUGAAUAAGCAGUGUGUGUGCAUAAGUGUUAAGUCUCCUGGAUAGUUUUGAGAUAGAAAAUGGUUAAACUUCCAACAAAUGUAGUAUCUUGCAUUAUUACCUUUCUUGUCCCUCCUCCUUGAUGUGGGGGAGAGGUGAUGUUACUGUACAAAUUAUUUUCCUAUUACUUUGUUUUUCAAUGGUAACCUCCCUGAAUUGGUUUUGUCUCACAAUUUCAUGGUUUAAUGAAGAAGCACAACACUGUAUCUUCAUAAGUGAAGCAAAGGGAAAACACUUGUUAUGGGUAUUAUAUUUCUAUAUUGUUUAACAUGCAGUAGUUUUUAGACAUCUUUUGCUCCUUGUCAUACAUGGACGUUAUGUUGUUUUGAAUCUUGAGUAGAAAGUUUAUAGCCUUUUCAGCCUGUAUGUGUUGAAUGGUAUUCUGGCUAAAGUGCCAGGCCAUAUGGCUCAAAUUUCAUACAUUCAUUCAUUCAUUUUCAGCCUGUUCCAUUUAUGUGCAUAGUAUUAUGAAAUGGUAUCAUGGUUGCCAGAAGGGUGAAAGAAUUCAAGAAAUUUUUUAAUAUUUCUAUCUGAACUUGUUUUCUUUCUGAAUCAGUGUUAUAUAACUUUAUUCCUUAUUGAGAGCAAGAGAGGAAAGACUUUUCACUUUUAAGUAAAUGCCCAAGAGAAAGAAUGAAAUCUGGGCAUAAUUCUUUGAUAUCUAUUCCAUUUUUUAAUGACUUCACAUCAUAUUUUGGAUUAGUUGUGUGAACAUGUGGAUUUUCAAUUACAUGGUGAUUUUAGCUUCAUCUACACAGGAAAAUUAAGAUGAAUGUAACUUUUGCUCAAUAAUGCCACACUACAUACCUUUCCAGACGUUUUGCAAUACAGGGCACUUUUUAUGGUAAAGAAACACACACCUGGUUGCAAUGAAUGUGUGCAUCAAGUUGAAAUCAUCAGGUUAGUGUUCUUGACUAGGAGUGUUCUACCAUGCAUGAGAAUUCUCCUUGAACUCAGCACACGGAUGUUCCAGCUAUUCAGUUCACUAAGAAAUUUUGUUGGUCUUCGUGAGUCGGUAAUCAGUCAGCUGUUUUUUCUUAGGCAUUUAUUGUUGGCAUCUGGGACUUGAUCUGGCAGUGUAAAAUUAUUUUGUGAAGAGGUUUUUUGAAAUUUAUAGAAUUCAUUUAAACUUUGGUUCAACUAUUGACUUCAGGACGAGUUUUCUAAUGUAUUUGAUUUCUUAUCAAGUUACUAAAAGGUAUGUCGUAAUAUUCUUGAUGGUUUUUACCAAUUUUGACUUGAAUUAUUCCCUUUACUAGUCUUAUAUUUUCUUGGGUCAAGAUCAGCAGAGAAGAAUUAGUAUUCUCUUCCUAGUCGAUCAUUUGAGUCCAAUAUUUGCUCUGGUCAAGAUCAGCAGAGUUGUAAGUAUACUAGUCAUAUUUUCCCAUAAAUAUUCCCAAUGGAAUGACAGUAGAUGUAAUAUUUAGUGGAAAUGUCAGAAGAAUAUUUGAUAGGUAAGAAGAUAAAGGGAGCAAAAGGAAUGAUACAGCACAUAUACAGGCAGUCCCUGGCUUGCGAUGUGGGUUCCGUUCUUGAGACACGUCGUUAGCCAGAAAAUCAUAAAAAUCCUAAGAAAACCUUACUUUUAAUGCUUUGGGUGUAUUAAAAACUAUGUGAACUGCAUUUUUAUUGCAUUUUUCAUAAAAAACUUUCAAAUAUUGAUUAUUUUGCAUUUUUGGAGUCAUUUCUUCAGUCAGAUCAGUGUCGUAACCCUGGAACAUGCAUCAUAAACCUGGAAAUAAUUUCUGAUGAAUUAAUUGAAAAAGUGUUGUAACCUCGGAAUGUCAUAAGCCGAAUCCGCCGUAAGCCGGGUACUGCCUGUAUUUUAAAGAUUACCAUGUAUCAUAACUUACAAAGAUGAAAAUAAGUAACAUUCAUAUACUAAUUAUGAAUGCAUGCAGACCAGUUUGUGAGUUGAGCCCUUCAUGAGUGCUAAUCGUCCUCACCAUGUGCAGUCAUAUGUAUGUCAGAUUUUGACAGUGAUAAAUGAAAAGGGAUAACUUAGAAGUUGGGGCUAUGAUGAUCUGCAAUGUCUAGCAUGUAAAACAAGUGUGGUUGAUAUUGACAGAGCUACUCACCCAUCUAAGUGCCUGUUUUUAAUACCCUAGCCAAUUUUCUAGAAAGGCUGGUAGCAGGGAUGCAGAAACUUAUAACUUAACAUUACCUCUAAAACAUACUCUGAUUGAGCAACCUUACCACUUCUGCAUCUGGGAAAGUUAAUAUUGGCAGCAUCCUGCUCAUUAGUAAUCAUUUUCAGUAUAUUAAAAGGGUCACCUUAUCCUGUACUCUUUACUUAUCCUCACAUGCCACUGAUUCUUUAAUUUAUAGUUUCACAACAUAGGCUUGAAAUACAUUAUGACAAGGUAUGUGAGCAUAAAGAGUAUUUCAGUUGCCAACCAAAACUUUCCUGGAUUUUUUUUGUUUUGUUUGUUUAGCCGAGUAAAAUGGACGUGUAGAUUUAUAUACGUCCUCUUUAGAGUUUAGAAUCUUUUUUCACUGAAAUUUUACAUUUGUUUGUCUUUGCUUGCUUAUUCUUACUAAUUUUCAUAAGUAGGACUAUUUACCAGUAACUAGGUAAUUUAUCAUUAUACUUUCCACUGAGCUUUAUCUUAACUGUGUUUUCCUUUGCUUUAUUCAGUAACAGUAUAGGUUUUUGCACUUUCCCAGGUGUGAAAUGUUUUUCAAUUUGUGCACAUGAUUAUAAUACAUAUGAAGACCCAUGUUCAUGUGCAACAACCUAAUGGUUUCUCAAUAUACAUUUUCCAUGUUGGAAAGUAUUUAAAAGCCACCAAGUCAUAUUGGAAGAUUAAUCACGAUUAGUCACUUUGUAAAUGCCAUUGGCAUGGAAGAAAAUGAAACGCAAUGCUCAAAUUACUCAAGUUACUUGAAUUGAUGACAACUUUCAGGGUAAUGUGUUUAAGUUAAAUGGUAGUUUAUUCACAUUUGUCCUUCGCAUCUUUUAAUAUUUUGGUUGAUGGAGUCUUAUUAAUUGUGAAAUUGUAUUACUUUGGCAUUUAAGAUAUUUUGUUUUACAAUUUUCCCUCCUGCAUUGAAGGGUUACAUUUAUUUGAUUGAAUUGCUAUUUAACACUAUAAUAUCAGCAGACAAUGACAGAAUUUUAAGACAAAGAAAAAUAUUUGUAAUUUGUUUUAGAGAACUUAUUGUAUAGGGACACUAUGCAUAAUUGACAUUUAUUUGCACUUACUAGAUUUCUUUAAAGUUUUGACAAGUUAUUUUGUUGGCAUUUUCUGUGUGCCCCAGCAUGAAAUUACAUACUAAUUUCAAUUGCAGAAUAAUGUAAAUCCAUAGUUCACAGUGGCAGUCACAGGUUAUAUAACUGAAAGUUAGUCUUAAACUAUUUAAAUAAGGAAAUGCACAAUUCAAAUUUUCACUUCUACUUUCAUUACUCAUGUGUAAAUGAGUCAACCCUGAAUUAUAGCAGGUGCUUGGUCAGGAGUUUCUUUUACUGCAUUUGUAUAUAGUUACCAAAUAUUUCUAGGGUUUCUAGGUGUUUUUAUUUCCAAAAAUAGAAGAGUAUCUCAAGAUUAUAUCUUAAAUUUUGUAUAUUUUAGCUGCUACUUAUUACUAGCAUACAGUUGCCCAGAAUUACUCCCAUUUUCAAGAAUUGUACAGGAUGCUACUUUUUCAUUCAUAACCAAAGUUCUUAUUAUUGCUGAGGAAUAUUCUAUUUGAAAUUUACAUUUGUAAGCUGUCAUGUGACAUGAACUUUGGAUACAGUCUCAAACAAUCAGAGCACCGUGGAAGUAUUUUCAUAGUGUUCUCGUAAAGUGUGAAAAGUCUUUCCAUAACCUACGGUUUUGGUCACGCUUCAUAUUUCGCCAAGAGAGCAAAACAUUGUCUUCCAGGAGUACUGCUUCAUUAUGAAGGGACAAGCUCUAGUAAGGCAAUAGUUUUUACCAACAAAGUAUAUACUUCAGGGUAUAAGAAGAAUGACUAUAUUUGGUAAUACCAUUGUAACAUCCCUACCAUCUAUCCUACCUAAAAUUUUGUUUGAUUGCAAUGUUUUAGAUUAAGAACAGAACCCCUUCACAAGUAGAGGACAGGCUGAUUAUAUUUUGUAUAUGUUGGUCCCUUUCUUGGAUUGUAAGUGAUCCUAUCCAUUUAUGCUGAAUGUGUACGUAGUAAUGUAUUCAAUAUAAAUUGUAAUAGUUUGCAAGAACUUGAAGAAAAUUGUAGUUUUAAUCAACAGGAAAAGAUCAGUCUUGUUUUUAAAGCUUUUUUUCUGUGUCUGUCCGUCCAAAUUUGUAACCCUGUUUUCUUGAGGUAUCAACUAAAAUGUAGCUAAACAUGAAAACUUGAGUGCAGUACUGUAUAUUCAACAGAGGCACCUAAUGCAUUUAGAAUAUCUUGGUGUUAAAGUGCUCUUCUUUUCAGUGAAUAACUUUAAAUGUAACCAAUAAAAUAGUAAAACUAACAGCUGGCCACUUUUAGUAGUCUUCAUUCUUUUCAAGAAAUUAAUGUUUCAAUUUAAAUUAGGAACAUGAUGCUUUCUUUAAAGUAUUGCAAGCAUACUUUACAAGGCCUGUUCCAUACUCAGGCAACAUACAGCCAUUACAUUUCUAAAAGAAUAAUGCAGUAAACUACUUUGUUUUGAAUUUUCAUACAGAAGAGCUAUAUAAAUUAUAAGCUGCCUCUAUGAGUGGUGAUGUUUUGUAUGUGUUUGCUCAGUGUGAAAUAUGGGUUAUGGUUAAUUAAGUUUUAUUCAUAAUUCUGUAACAGUGAUCUAAUAGUGCAAACAAUUUGCUUUUUGUUCUAAAGUCUACCCCACUGAGUGAAGAUUAGCACUGUAGCGAGAAUUGGGCAGUUUAAUUUCCUUUUAAAGUGUAUUAUUUCCUUUUUUUAACUUGUGUAACUUUUUUCUUACGUGUUAGAACUUUGGGAUGAUUGCCACAAGUGAAAAAAUUUCUUAUGUAUGAUUUGUAAAAUAAAUAUAAAAAAUGGAA
Molecule: messenger RNA, 8288 nt
Organism: Macrobrachium nipponense
Lineage: Eukaryota; Metazoa; Arthropoda; Malacostraca; Decapoda; Palaemonidae
Product: VIP36-like protein
Exons: 6
Coding region: 51-1022 (323 amino acids)
Biological process (GO): endoplasmic reticulum to Golgi vesicle-mediated transport
Cellular component (GO): COPII-coated ER to Golgi transport vesicle; Golgi membrane; endoplasmic reticulum membrane
Molecular function (GO): D-mannose binding
Source: RefSeq, a predicted model, not a curated record